AUAUAUAUGUUUUUGUAUUUAUUGCGGGGGUCUUCGCUUCUUCGAUUUCGAUUCAGCUAUUUCAGUUGAAAUUCAGAAAUGGGCCCUUAUCCGAGGGUUCACCCAGCUCGCUUUUAUCGCCAAAACCUUGGUGGCGGCGGCUACGGAGAGCAAAGGUCUUGGCGAGUCGCAUCACAAGAGGGCACCCGGACGUUUAGUGGAGUGUUUGGGGGAGUUGGGGUUGGGGGGUAUCCUAGCGUUUGUCCACCUUUGGUCUUUCCUGGCUUUUCCCGCUGGGGCGUCGGGCUUGGGCUAAUUUGUGGGGGUUGAUAGUGUACCCCGAAGGACUACGGUGACGGGACUUUCAAUGUUGGUGAUUUUAUUAGGGAUCGGAAGGUUGCUACUUGUUUUUGCAAGGAUGCAGGUGCAUUGGAGGGUAUUGUGGAGUGUAUAUAUUGGAAUGUGAGAUUCCAAGGCGAUUUUUCGGCUGGUGGUGGGAGUUCGAGCUAAUCGGUCAUUACAGUGCAGGCCAAAGGAGAUGUAGGAAUUAGGAUCUCCGAUUUAUGGAGGGGUUAAAGCUAACGGAUACAGUUUGGACACUCUGAAAUGGGGGGCAAAGACUUGUGUGGCAGCCGGGGUUCCAGGGAAGGGUAUCAACGGUGUUUUGGAUUUUCAUCAUCUGUUAUACCGGUAUUAUAGGAUUGUGCUAAGAUCGCAUAGAUAUCGUGGGCAACUUGGAAGGAGCCAUCCAUCUGCAUAUAUCCUGGAAUACGCCAGAACGUAGCCAUGUCUACAAGGUUCAGAACCCAUCAUUGGCAAACCACCACCCAAAGCCGUGUGCCAGGCACAGGCACAGCAAACCCAUUACAGAGAAGACACCCAUAGUCGCGAUAACACAAACGCUCACGAGCGCAGUAUGCCAAAUUACAGCUACCAGCACAAAGACCAUUAUUGGUUCUCCUAUAAGAGCUUAAUGUGCCAUCUUGUCUAGCAGACUGCUACAACAACCCAAGCCGUGCCGGGCGGUUCAGUGGCCAGCGAUACAGAGGGGAUGCGCAUCCAAAGGUAGCCAACCUCGGGGAGAACAGCCCCCCGGAGAGGCAAUCCGUCCAAGCUAACAUUCGCCAAAACCGUGCGUGGACAUUUAUAAGAGGUUCGGGCAAGCUGGCGCAGGAAUACGGACCUGGAUUGAAGCAGACCAGGCGAAGCUCACUCGCUGCGAAUGCACGCAUAAGACCUGGGUGAAGGCUGUGUCGGAAUGUGGGCUUAGAAUGGUAUGCCAUACAUUUCUCCCGGCCGGUUAGCGAGGACGGGAAUGCUAAAGGUGGGUAGUGCGCGUCCGAACGAGCUGCUAUCCAACAAGCUGUAGUCUUCGGAUACCAGUUUUGCUUGAAGAAGGGAUUGAUUGAAUUCCCUUAUCCCGGUGGUUUGCACACUUCCUCACUUCUCUGUUUCCUACGGUUGCUAACCGGGGGAUGGAUCAUAGGACUAGUAUCACCCCUAGGGAUCAAGGUUCCCGCAAACGUCACGCUCCCGGAUCGCAUUACCACCGCAGCCAAUAGCGUUGGAGGAGCACCCAACUUCCCAAUGCUGGAUGAUGAUGGUGACGGAAUGAUGUUUGGACCCGUCUCUUGGAAAAUACUUCCCGAGGGUUCCAUAAUUGUACUUGCGUUCCUCCUCACAGCCUGUUCCACGGCUGUGUAGUGUGAAUACUCGUAGACGUUUCUGACCGCCACCGCCUCAUCCCGGUGUCUCUCCAGCGGGAUACUGCUUUGCAAAAGGGAUCUUUUUCAUUUUCACUAUCAUUUCUCACGGCGUACGUGGUCAAUGUAUAUAUGCGCAAUUUCCGCACUGGUCCUUCCCCUAUAAAUUUUCUUCACCCUUGCUGUCCUCUCCCACCUUCCCCUUCUCUCUCUCUUUUGUAACAUGAGAUUGAUUGGUGAAGGGUGAGGGCGGUGAGCUGGAAUUUCCCUUAUCCCCAAACCGAUCACCCAUCCCGUCGCCCGACCCGUAGAUAUGAUAGAACCCCCCAUCCCUCCCCAUCAGGUCUACUGAUCGAACAUGCACGUACAAUACAAUACAAUCCUGUCAUAUACCCACCUGAUCCCGGUCACCGCGACGCCGUAACAUAACCGGACCAGUUGGUGAGAGUUCACCGAGAGACCGACUUAAGUUGCCGGGCGUUUGCAGGGCUUGGGUACGGUAGCGUGUCGGUGCCCAAGUAGAUGGGCGGAGGGGGGCAUGCGAGGUUAUUGUACUAGGGCGCUACGUAGUAAGGUGGCCCCACCCGGAUAGAUGGGCAGAGAUAGCGGUUGGUGAGGGGGGAAGGGAGAAUCUCAGAGUGGUCCAAUGGUCCAAUGGUCCAAUGGAGGAGUGAGAGAGUGUGACGGGUGGGUCAGGGUUUCUUCCACAACUGAGAAAGGAAAAAAGGAAAGAAAGCUGGCGGGCUCUGGUAACUUAUGAUAAUCCCGACUAUCAUGGGUUGA
Tuber aestivum (summer truffle) is the source of this 2465-nucleotide messenger RNA. The record is from the annotation of a GenBank genome assembly. Lineage: Eukaryota; Fungi; Ascomycota; Pezizomycetes; Pezizales; Tuberaceae.